Panicum virgatum (switchgrass) is the source of this 3295-nucleotide messenger RNA. RefSeq lists its product as uncharacterized. The transcript has 2 exons. The record is from RefSeq and is a predicted model, not a curated record. The coding region runs from base 252 to 3146 and encodes 964 amino acids. NCBI's taxonomy places the organism in Eukaryota, Viridiplantae, Streptophyta, Magnoliopsida, Poales, Poaceae.
AAUAAACUACGCAGUCAUCCAGCUCAUGCUGCGGUACCUCACAACUAUCUCGUCAUUAAUUAGCAUCCCACCAUCGACUUUGCAUCCCUUUGAAUUUUGGGAGCUUCCCCAAUAGUAUCUUGGAUCAUCAUGCUGAUGAUGCCAACUCAACUCAUCACAUUUUGCCUUGCUGACGAACAACCCCAUAUAAAUCUUCAGAUCAUCAUCAUGUCCUACUCGAGGUUGAAGAGACAACAAAGUUUCCUGCCUCCAUGCCGGAAAUGGAGCUUCCUACUACCACCAGAGAAACACAGGACACCAUCACCGAGCAUACACAAGGAAUCACCCAAAGCGAGAAGAACAAGAUCCAAAAUGAUACCAAUCAUCAUCAGCAGCAGCAAGAUGCCAAGGGCAAAAAUGAGCCCAGGCCUCCCACGAGCGAUCGCCUCAUGAAGGAGCUCCGCAAGUACAUCCUGCUGCUGGCCACGCUGGUGGCCACGGUGACGUACGCCGCCGCGUUCAGCCCGCCAGGGGACGUCUGGCAGGAGACGGCCGACGGCCACCUCGCCGGCGAGCCCAUCAUCCGGGACACGCACCGCCACCGGUACCUGGUGUUCUUCUACUCCAACGCCACCGCCUUCGCCGCGUCGCUCGUGGUCAUCGUCAUCAUCCUCAUCCUCGCCUCCCUCGAUGAUGAUGUGAAGGACAAGCGCUCCGCCUCCCCAAUCGUCCGCAAGAAAAAGGACGACCACCGCUGGCGCUGGGCCGCCGUUUGGCCGCUGCAGUGGGCCAUGGCGCUGGACCUGCUCAGCCUCAUGGGAGCCUACGCCGCCGGCACCUGCCGGGACACCUUCACCACCAUCUACUCCUCGCUGCUGGUGGCCGCGGUCAUCGUCUACCUCCUGUAUCAGGUGGCGGUGGCCUGUUUUACCGACUACGGCUCCGGGAGCGUUUCUGGACACGAGCAGCCUGGCUGGCACCAAGUCCGACUCAGGCUCCCCGAGGUGAUUGCUAAUUCGCUGCCUGGCAACAACUCCGGGAGUGCCUACCCCAAUAAUGUAGAAGAAGAAAAACGAAAAGUAAAGGAAGAAGAAGAAGAAAAACGCAAAGAAAAGGAAGACGAAGGGUUCCGCAAGCGCAAGGUCCUGAUGCUUCUCGCGACGUUCGCGGUGAGCGUCACGUACGCGGGCGGGCUGAGCACGCCGGGGGGCUUCUGGGGCGGCACCGAGGACGGCCACCGCCCCGGCGACGCCAUUCUCAAGGACCUUCACAGCACGCGCCUGGCGGCGUUCUUCGCCUUCAACACCAUGUCAUUCGCCGCGUCGCUGCUCAUCAUUGUGGCGCUCCUCAACAGGAAGCUCCGGAAGACACAUGCCUACGUGUUCAUCGUGGUCGCGCUGGUCAGCCUCAUCGGCGCCUACACCGCCGGCAGCUGCAGGCAGACCGACACCACCGUCUACGUCGUCAGCUUGGUUGGUGCCGUGCUGGUAUACAUCUCGUUCCUCCUAUUGCUUGUUUGGGCUGCUUUCAAGAUAAGCAGGACCAAGACUGGUAUUUGGUGUAAAGAAUUGGUUGUUUGGGCCAUAGACGCCAUGUUGAAGCCAAAGCCAGCGGCACAACGUGGUGGGGACAACACGAAUGGCAGGGAGGAUCAAGCUAAUCAUCAGGAAGGAGAAAAGAAGCUAACAGAGAAGGAGAAUGCAGUGGAACAAGCUCGAUCUCUUGUCCUGCUUCUUGCCACUCUUGCGGCGACAAUUACCUAUCAAGCAGGGCUGAACCCGCCAGGAGGUUUUUGGCCGGACAACAUGGACGGCAACAAGGCCGGUGACCCAAUCCUUAUGACGACGAAUCCCCGGCGGUACAGGGCUUUCUACUACUGCAACUCAGUCUCCUUCGUGGCGUCCUUAGUCGCCACCAUCUUGGCCGAAAAGAAGCUCUUGCUAAAGCACCAUGUCCUCGAGGCAGUCAUGAUACUGGACCUGUUCGGCCUCAUCGGCGCCUAUGCCGCUGGAAGCUGCCGGGAUGUGAGCAACUCCAUUUACGCCAUGGCCUUGGCAGGUGCCGUCCUUGUCUAUGUGGUGAUCCAUGUCAUCUUCAUCACGCUGGACGAGAACACUGGCAGACGCAAGGAAGUGGAUGAUGAGUUGGUGGAGAAGGCGCGCAAGCGGUUGCUCCUCUUCGCCAUCUUGGCGGCGACCAUCACCUACCAGGCUGGCCUCACUCCUCCAGGUGGUUUCCUGCUCCAAGAUGACAAGUCAACCGGGCACCACGCUGGCGACCCGAUCCUCUUGUACAACUUUCCGCGCCGCUACAAGACCUUCUUCUACUGCAACUCGGUGAGCUUCAUGUUGUCCAUCGCCCUCAUCAUCCUCCUCGUCAACCCCAACCUGUACAGGCCGGCCAUUCGAAGCCACGCGCUCUCCGUUUGCACGGCGAUAGGAUUGUUUGGCCUUUUGGGCGCCUACGCCGCGGGAUGCACACAGCACUUGAAGACAUCCAUUUACACAUUCGUGUUGGUGGCAGUGGUCAUCUUCUUCAUAGGACUAUUGUUCCUGGUGUUUUUGUUCGCGGGCAGCAGUAGCAGCACAACACAAGAAGCACCAACGGAGAAGAGCACCCAAGACCAAGACAAGGAGGCCACCACCAAGAAAAAUAAGAGAAUACAUGCCAAGCGCAAGUACUUCAUGUUGCUCGGAAUCCUUGUGGCAAGCGUCACCUACCAGGCCGGCCUAGCUCCGCCAGGCAGAACUUGGCAGAGCGGCGGCGACGGGCACGAGGCCGGCAACCCGGUCAUGCAUGACAACAGGAGGCCCCGGUACCUCGCCUUCUUCUACAGCAACUCCACUUCGUUCAUGGCAUCCAUUGUGGUCAUCCUGCUCCUACUGGUACCGAAGAAGAUAGUUGAAGACAAAGAAGACCCGAGGCGGCUCAGGAGCUGGCUUGUGAUGAUGUACACAACAAUUGUGCUGGAUUUGCUUGGGCUCCUAGGUGCCUACGCAGCCGGCUCAAACAGAGGGUGGAAGACAUCUGUGUAUGUCUUCGUUCUUGUCGUAGCCGUGCUGGCCUACAUGGCAAUUCAUCUCUUUUUGUCUUGGAUCGGCAAGAGAAGCAACCAGCAGAACACCCAGGGAGGUAAUCGGAAUGAAACAGCAAUACAGCAUGUGUGAUUUAUCUGUAUCCUCUGCUGCUCUGUUCUUGUCAUUGUAAUCUAGUUCAGUGUUUGAUUUGUAUGUCUCUCUAUUUCUUACUAUAUAAUUGUACAUGCACACUAUAUUUGAGCGUGACAUCAAUACAAUAAGUCUAGUUUUCCGAGGAU